AUAAAUAGUAUAACAUUUAUCGGGUGUAAACUAACGGGAAAUCAAGUGUAAACUACGUGUUUAUUCCACCUGUUUGUGUUUAUACAUAAAAAAAAGAUAGAUUUGAUAUUACAUUUUAGUACGGAAGCCAUAUAAUUGGAAGUAAUUAAAAAUUUAUGCUUGGUGUGGAUAGACAUGAGAUCAAUGGAGAUAUGAUAGAAUAGAGCACACGUUAUUUUUCUCACGAGGCACAUUUCAGUAUUAAAGGAUAAUAAAGAUGGCAAGACGAAGGCUCGAACAUGCCUUGAUGGCAGGGCAGACUAUUGCUGAAGGUAAGAUGUUCACGAAGAUGUCAGUGGAUCAUACAAUAAUGUUAGAGAAUGAAGCUGGUGGCAUAUACUCUCUACAGUAUUCAUUUGAUGGUAAAUUUCUCGCUGUCGGAUGUGGAAACGGAACUAUAAGGUUAUAUGAACCUAAAUCAGGGAGAAAACUUGGUGAUAUAAGAAAGACUCGGUAUGGUGGUUUUCCUAUCAUGGUGUUAAGAUUUAAUCCUAAAAAUCCAAGUCAUAUAUAUGGUGGUACUUCUGAGGGACAAGUUCUGGAUUGUGACAUAUCAGACUUUGUAAGUGAAGAUGGAAAAGAUAUAGAUUUUAAUCAUAUUCCAAGUGAUAAGGAUGAGCGCUGGAAGGAAAUCAUAACAGAAAAGAAAGGUUUAGAGAAAAAUGAAAUAAAUUGUAUGGACUUUGAUUACACAUACACAAGAUUUGCUACAGCUGGAAAAGAUCUGAGUGUCAGAAUCUAUGAUGUUCAAACAAGUCAGUUGGUAAAUGAAUAUACAGGGUAUGAUAACACUAAAGACCCGACAAACCAGCAGUUUUCUGGAUGUAGCCAGCGAGUAUUUUCACUGAGGUUUCACCCUGAAUAUGAUGAUAUAUUUGUCACUGGUGGCUGGGAUAGACAACUCAAGAUUUGGGAUGCAAGGUCUAAUGAUGGAGUUAAGAGAACUAUUCAUGGACCACACAUUUGUGGAGAUUCCCUAGAUUUAAAGGGUUAUAAAAUACUGACAGGAUCGUAUGUUGGGCAUGACGCCCUUCAGAUCUGGGAUUAUAGUACAGAUUAUGGAGCAAGCACGAAGAAUAAGCCAAAGUUAAUUGAUUUCCCAGCUGGACCAAAUGGUCCAUUCAUAUACGCAUCUCAAUUCUGUGACAAUGAUGUUGUAGUAGCUGGUGGUAGUGGAACUAAUAGUGCAAUGGCAAUUAAUUCAGAGACCAAUGAGGUACUUGGGGAGGUUAAAUUUGAUCAUCCGGUUCAAGCCAUUGAUACAUUUAAUGGAGGAAGAAUGUUUGCUGUGGGAGACGGUAAAAGAUGUCUCAAGUUGUGCAGUCUUCACUAAACAAUUAUUCUACAUUUAAAACUUUAUAAUGUUCAUUAAACUAAAGGUGGACACAAGUAUUAUAGUUGCAUGAAAUUAAGUAUUUAAAUGUAACUGAAAAACAAAAUGCAUUUUUGUUUGUUUUGGCCUUGGAAAAAAGGCAUUGUAAGAAAAGUCGCUACUCAGCAUAAGGUGUUUUGACAUUAAUGUCAUACAUAUCCUUUAUGUUGAAAGGCAGUAUGACAUUGUUAUAUGAUAAAUAUCUUGACAUUGAACAAGAAUGUUUGACAUUAAUGUAUUCCAUUGUAUUUUGAUCUAGAAUCUUGAAGGUGUUACAGAGUAAAGAGCUUGAUAUAUUAAACAGAAUAUUUUAUAAUGAUUAAUUUGACUUUAACAUUUCAAAGUUUUGUUUUUAAAAGAUUGUUUCUGUACCUGAGUUCUUGUUAUCUUAAGAGCUGAAUUGCUAAGUAUUAUUAAUAAUAUUUGUGGCAAACAUAUUUUGACAGUAUCAACAAUAUGUUGAGCAAUACAGAUAUGACUACAUCAUUUUAUAUACAGGAAAUGUUGGCCUUUAACAGAGUCUUUUUUGUUUGAUGAUUGCCGUAUUAUGAAGAAAAAAAAAGAAAUAUUUUAUAUGUUGUUUAUAUUUAGAUGGAUCAGUGGUAUGAUAUAAGACAUUUCUGGAAAUAAGUCAGCGGUUCUUCUCUUAUAUUAUGCAGACUUGUUAACAUUUAAAAAAGGUAAUGUUGAAAUCAUGUCAUGUGUUUUUUGCCAAUCUAGUAAAUAUUUUAAACAGCCGUAUGUCAUUGGAACUGUUCUCAAUUUUAAAAAAGCUUAUUUCCAGGACAAGUUUUAAGGUUCAAAGCUGAUAUUUGUCAGGAAAUCAUUUCCAUCAUCCUGAGUAUAGUAUAUUUUUGCAUAAAUGGUUGUCAAUGAGCUUAUUAUGUGACACAUAUAAACAUUUUUAUAAGUCAUAGUAUUUUGAAAAUUGUAAAAAAAGCACAAAAGUAAAACUUUAAAUGAUUUAUGUGCCUGUAAGAUAUAACUAAGUAUUAUAUUACAAUUCCAAAGAAGUUAUUACUAUUAUAAAGCAUUCCGUCCAUGUAUACGUAUUGUCUCAAUAUUUAAUUUUGUAAAACUCUAUUUGUACAAUUUGUGAUACUCAAAAGCUUCAAAUAUAUUUCAUACUUUAAUUUUAAAUAAUGUAUCAUUAUGCAAUGAUUAACAUUCCAACCAGGGUUAUAUCAUACUUGCUACAAUUAUAUUGUAACUUUAUGUUUGAAGAUUCAUCAUUCCGUCCUGUAGCAGAAUAUAUAUUUUUGAAUGAUAUAUACACAUAUGUGUUAGUGAUACUGCUGGCUUUACUUUCAUUCUGAUUUUGUCAUCGUGUUGCUGAUUCUAAAAAUAAAUAUUUUGAUAUGUUUC
Messenger RNA from Ruditapes philippinarum (Manila clam), 2776 nucleotides. RefSeq lists its product as uncharacterized. The coding region runs from base 257 to 1372 and encodes 371 amino acids. The record is from RefSeq and is a predicted model, not a curated record. NCBI's taxonomy places the organism in Eukaryota, Metazoa, Mollusca, Bivalvia, Venerida, Veneridae. The transcript is spliced from 9 exons. Gene Ontology annotation, molecular function: protein binding.